Molecule: messenger RNA, 1659 nt
Organism: Hydractinia symbiolongicarpus
Lineage: Eukaryota; Metazoa; Cnidaria; Hydrozoa; Anthoathecata; Hydractiniidae
Exons: 21
Coding region: 1-1155 (384 amino acids)
Biological process (GO): regulation of transcription by RNA polymerase II; cell differentiation; negative regulation of G1/S transition of mitotic cell cycle
Cellular component (GO): nucleus; transcription regulator complex; chromatin
Molecular function (GO): RNA polymerase II transcription regulatory region sequence-specific DNA binding
Source: RefSeq, a predicted model, not a curated record
AUGGCUAACCAACAUUCGCUAAUGAAUGCUCCACAGUGCUGCAAAACUUCUAGGGUGGGUGAGGAACGUUUCUGCAAUUUUGCAUUAAAAGUAACGCUGUGUCAAGUCAAGGUCCAGGAAAUCAAGAAAAUAGGCCAAGCUGACAUCAUUACGAUAUGCAGUGUUGCAACAGAUGUAAAUGCUGCUGUUUUUGAGUUUUUGUGCAUCGCAUUGAAGCUACCAUUAUGCAGAUUCACAGGUGUUUACAAUGAUGCAUGGAUACCCUUUAGAACGUUGCUCCAGCAGAUUUGUCACUAUUCAAAAGCUGAUCUUAUUCAAUAUUUAUUUGGUAAAUAUGACGCUUUCUUUGUCAAUGAGAAUGACUUUCACGAAGUUUUAUUUUUGGAAAAUGACGCAAUUCUGUGCCAAUCAGAAAACCAACAAAGGAGCAACACAUACAAAGUUGUUAUGGAAUAUGAAAUGUCGACGAUAGAUAAAAUCUCACGAAACACGAAAAGUUGCAAUUUAAACAAAGAAAUGAAAUCAUACCUAACUGCGUGUUCAAAGUAUUCUGAGAAAAAAUUUAUUACGAAAUUGUCAGCGUUCCAGUCAUGGUUUUUGGAGAGUGUUCGAGAGAAUAUUUGUUGUAAUGUUAAUGAAUUGCGACAGCUUUGCAGUAUCAGCACAAAACUUUACUUGAUGAAGUUGCAAAAUAUUUUAAAAAAUGAAGAAUUAAGAAUACAACAGAAAGAUUUCAGUUUGCUGUUUUUAAAUCAAAGUUUUCACAGAUCAUUGUUUUUGAUUUGUGUGGCAGUUACCGUAAAUGACAAAGCUGAUCAAAAUUUUAGUUUAUCUUGGCUUGCUAGCUCUUUAGAUGUAAAAUUUGUCGAUGUACAUGCGAUUCUUGAAACGUUCAUACUUCACCAGCCAUACCUACCCAAGCAAGUUACAAAGUUCCUGAUGGGAUAUGAAUUACAGCUCCUAACAGAAUAUAUAUGGAACGAGGAUGAUGUGUAUGAAUAUUUUAAGUUCAACAAAGUUCAAAAUAAUUUCCAUCGGAACGUAGAUUUUCUAUCACAUUCGUUUAAUGAGAACACAUAUAGCGUUCGAGCAAAAUAUUUCGUUUUGAGACUUCCUGUACACAUGGCCAUGUUUGGAACAUGCUAUAUUUUAUAAAAACAAAUUCACUAAAGGAAGAAACCUUGACCAGCUAAUGCUGUGCGCUGUCUAUGCUAUUGCGAAAGUUAUCGAUAAAGAGGUCCAAUUUCGACAUCUGAUUGAGUGUUAUAAAAGCUUAAAGCUCGGACCAGAUAUGGUUAGUGAAAUAAUGAUAAAUACAAUAUUUAGGACGAGGAGUGGUAGUAAAAGCAGCCGACGCGAACAGCGAUGCUAGAAAAUUUGUAAAUCUGAACAGGAAAGAUAAACAACAAUUUUUUUGAUCAAUAAAUGGCAUUGAAGGGAUUCCAUAUAUAUGAUUAUUUUUAUAAGCAUUAAUAUAAAGGUUAAACUCCCUUUUACAAUCUUUUUUAGAUUUUCAAACGUGUUUUUAUCAGCGGCCGACAUUAUGAUACAAUCAUCACUUUCUACAACGCGCUUUUUAUGCCGAUGUUGAAAGAAUUUGUAUUACAGUUUGGUUUGUACUUAAAGGAUGAGUGUGCUGUUAAUAGCUCGGCUGCCAUC